Molecule: messenger RNA, 1558 nt
Organism: Aspergillus fijiensis CBS 313.89
Lineage: Eukaryota; Fungi; Ascomycota; Eurotiomycetes; Eurotiales; Aspergillaceae
Product: NAD(P)-dependent alcohol dehydrogenase
Exons: 3
Coding region: 417-1418 (333 amino acids)
Biological process (GO): alcohol metabolic process
Molecular function (GO): alcohol dehydrogenase (NADP+) activity; zinc ion binding
Source: RefSeq, a predicted model, not a curated record
AAUGUACUCAACAUCCAAAACUCUCCGCGAUCGAUCAUGGACUAAUGUUUCCGGAAGAGACAUAACCAGGAAUUAUGAGGGUUCAUAUGGCGGAGAGUUUAUCCAAAUCCCACCGACGGACACAUUCUCGGAGACUUCUCCCGACUGGUUCUUCCGCCGAGGACGGACAGUUGACUGUAUCAGAAAAAAAAAAUCUUUAUCAAAGACAAGAAACCAGUUGCUGAUGAGUUCUUGCCCCACCCUUUUGCAACCCCUGCGAAACCGAGACCCCCGAUUUGAUGCCCAGGUUGCCCGCUGGACCCACAUCUUCCCGAUAACCAUUCUUCUAUAUAAAUCCGACUGCCACUUUUUCUCUUCUGGGGAUGAUACACUGUCAUAGCCAAAUUUGUCUGCAUUCUUGAUUCCUUUCGUGCAAAAUGACCUCCUUCACCUACGACGUCUUCCGCGGCUCCUCUGAGGGCAAGAUUGUGCCCGCCCAGACCACCAGCGAGCUCGGUCACGGCGAGGUCUUCAUCGAGACCACCCACUCCGGUCUCUGCGGCACGGACGAGCACUACCUCAAGGCCGACCAGGUGCUGGGCCAUGAGGGUGUGGGUAUCGUCAAAGCUGUUGGGCCUGGUGUCACCGACGUGAAGGUUGGCGCGCGGGUUGGCUUUGGAUAUACGCACAGCGUCUGCGCCAACUGCGAUAACUGCGUGACUGGAUGGGACCAGUACUGCCGCAACCAGAAGCAAUACGGCUUCCACGACCUCCACAACGGCACCUUCAGCUACGGCGCCAUCUGGGACGCCAAGUGCGUCUACCCGAUCCCGGAGGGGUAUGAUUCCAUCAACGCCGCGCCGCUGAUGUGCGCCGGCGCCACCGUCUGGACCGUCCUGUCCGAGUACGGCAUCAAGGCCACCGACCGCGUCGCCGUCAUGGGCAUCGGCGGGCUGGGCCACAUCGCCAUCAAGCUGGCUGCCGCCAUGGGCUGCCACGUGGUCGUGCUCUCCAGCUCCGAGGGCAAGCGCCAGGAGGCGAUGGAUUUCGGCGCCUCCGAGUACCACGUCUUCCGGUCCGGCGGCCCCGUCCCCGAGGGCUUCAAGCCCGUCAACCACCUGCUGCUGUGCGGGAGCGGAUCGGUGGAUUAUCCUUCGCUCAUCCCCCUCAUGGCCACCCACGGCAGCAUCUACCCGCUGACCGUCGCCUUCGAGCCCGCCCGCGUCCCCAUGCUCGACCUCGUCUGGCGCGGCGUCCGCAUCCAGGGCUCCCUCGUCGCCUCCCGCAACAGCAUCCGCUCCCUGCUCGACUUCGCCGCCCGCAAGAACAUCGUCCCCACCGUCAUGACCUUCCCGCUCACCAAGGAGGGCAUUGAGGACGCCAUGGAGACCCUCCGCCAGGGCAAGAUGCGCUACCGCGGUGUCUUGGUGAAGCCUUGAAUUUGGCGCCGGGCUGUGGGCCUUGCUUGCCUUUAGGGCUGUGUAUGUAUGACGAUGAUGAUGUGCAUAUCUGUGGCGUUGUGGGUUAUAGAUUUAUAGAUUUUCUUCUCUGGGGGGGUGGGUAAAUUUAAUGAUGCCGG